Paramecium octaurelia is the source of this 900-nucleotide messenger RNA. Lineage: Eukaryota; Ciliophora; Oligohymenophorea; Peniculida; Parameciidae. The record is from the annotation of a GenBank genome assembly.
AGAAAAUGAACCCUUAGGAUCAUUAAAAUCAGUUUGUGCAACACACAAGACCUCUAUAAAUUUUCCCGAAUGCCAUGAAUCACUGGGCUUAUCAAUAUCAUCAUGGUUACUCCCCAUACUUUCCACAUCCACAUCCACAUCCACAGCAACUAAUGUUUUAUAGGUAGCUUAUCCCUGCCGUUGUACCUGAUCUGUAGCAUAAUCAAAAGCAACAAUAGCCGAAAGUGGUUAUCACAAUUUCGAGUGAUGAAGAGAAAGAGCCUAAAAAACCCUAGGAACAGCCUCCAAAACCAGUUAUAGAAGCACCUCCACAACCAAAAAAGCAGCCUAAGAUCUUGGAUUUGGAUUAGUUGGAAAGUUAAGGAAAGGUGUAUGAUUAUGAAUCUUCUGACUCCCCUCAACUUCCGAGAAGAGUUUCAAAAAGUUUAAAAUUUUAGAAGACAAUGCGAUAAAUGCAUUAUGAAUCAUUCUAAUCACCUAAGCAAAAGAAGAGGCCAAUUAAAAAUCGUAAGGAACCUACUCGCAUUCAACCAAAGUUAGCUAAACAAGUUCAAAUAGGGAGAUAGCGCCAAUUGAUCGAAUUCCCUCAAUCAAGUGUAAAAACGCGUUUAAUCAGGGUUUACACUAAAAACGAAGAGAAAUGUACUUGAUAUCAUUUAUUUGAGACAGUUUAGAAACUACUCAAUAUUCUGUUAUAGAAUUUUCCAAAUGCAAAUGACGAAGACGUAGUAAGGAUACUUAACUUUACUGGUAAAUCCUACGAAAAAGCUAUCAACUUUGUUUAGGAGAAUGGAUUCCUAGUGUAAUAUUUGAUCGAAAGUAAUAAUAAUUUAAAUAUCAUUUUUAGCAUAUUAGAAUAAUGUCUUAUCUAGUGAAGAAGAAUCAACAAAUAAAAAGUGA